AUGGAAGCGUACGCGGCGAUGGCGUCGCGGCCCACCAAAGCCAUGACCGUGGACAAGCUCAGCUACGAGAUCUUCUCCCUGCUCGAGAGCAAGUUCCUCUUCGGCCCCGCCAAUGGGUGCCUGUUCUCCGGCCCCGGGACUCCGGCGCGGGCGUUCCUCGACGGCGGGCGCGUGCGGGUGCUGGCCAUCGACGGCUGCGGCGCGGGCGCCGAGGACGCGCUCCUGGCCGCCGCCGCGCUCGCGAGGCUCGAGGCCGGGCUGCGGGAGCAAGCCGGGGACCCCGACGCGCGCGUUGCCGACUUCUUCGACUUGGCCGCGGGCGCCGGCGCUGGGGGCGUGCUGGCCGCGAUGCUGUUCCUGAGGGGCCCCGACGGGCGGCCGCGGUACUCGGCCCAGGAGGCGCUCGCGUUCGUCGCCGGCAGCGUCGGGGGGAAGGGCUGGGGCAGCCGGCGCGGGCGGUGGGCGAAGCUGUUCCGCGGCUCCCGCAGCGGCGAGCGGACGCUCCGGCGCGUGUUCGGCGACGCGACGCUCAGGGACACCGUGGCGCCGCUGCUCGUGCCGUGCUACGACCUCGCCACGGCCGCGCCCUUCGUGUUCUCGCGCGCCGACGCCGUCGAGAGCGACACCUUCGACUUCCGCCUCCGCGACGUCUGCGCCGCCACGUGCGCCGCGGGCGGCGAGCCCGUCGCCGUGAGGUCCGUAGACGGCCGCACGGCCAUCGCCGCGGCGUUCGCGGGAGUGGCGGCCAUGAGCAACCCGGCGGCGUCGGCCAUCACGCACGUGCUCCACAACAAGCAGGAGUUUCCCCUGGCCACCGGCGCCGAGGACCUCCUUGUCCUCUCCAUCGGCUCCGGCACCUCUGCCACCGCCUCCGACGGGGCGAGAACGCCGAUGCCGACACGCUCGCCGUCGCCGCGGGAGGUGGCCUGCGUCACCGCCGAGGGCGUUGCCGACAUGGUGGACGAAUCAGUGGCCAUGGCGUUCGGGCACGCGUGCGGAAGCAACUACGUGCGCAUCCAGGCCGGUAAGGCGCCGACACCCCUCCACGUGGACACGGUCGCCGCAGCCGCGGGAGCGAUGCUGGCGCAGCGGAACGUGGAGUCGGUCCUUUUCCGCGGGCGGAGGCUGUCGGAGCGGACGAACGCCGAGAAGGUGGACGCGCUGGCGACGGAGCCGGUGAAGGAGCAGGAGCGGCGGAGGUGCAGCCCGCUCCCGAACGUUGCCAUCAAGGAGGUUGCCGCGGCGCGGCUGUCGUCGGCGACCACCGCAUCGUCGGGCACCGCGACGGCAAGGACCGCGUCGACGAUGCCGUCGCCGGCAUCGUGGGAUUCUCGCCGGUAG
Messenger RNA from Panicum hallii, 1341 nucleotides. Its product is annotated as patatin-like protein 3. Lineage: Eukaryota; Viridiplantae; Streptophyta; Magnoliopsida; Poales; Poaceae. The record is from RefSeq and is a predicted model, not a curated record. The coding region runs from base 1 to 1341 and encodes 446 amino acids. The transcript has a single exon. Gene Ontology annotation, biological process: lipid metabolic process.